AUGCCCGCUACGGUCAGCAACAACUACACGGAAGUGGAGCCCGACGCAGCAUUCGACGAGGCAGGCCCUGCUGCCGAGAAGAUAAGGAGACUAAGGAGACAGAUCGCUGCUCAGACUCGAGAGCUGCAGCGCCAACAACGGGCACGCUCCUGCAGCAUCGUUCAGAAGAUCGUGCGCGAGGAGUGGGCUGCUGCUCAAAAUGAGGCGCUUAAAGCUAAAUCAGCCAAACAAGCUGGAGCAUCGUGCGUACCUAUAUCUGUUGGCGGCAAAAGCGGUGUAGCCAACCUUAGAGCAGCACUCAGCUUUGACUCCCGCGUUAAUGAAAGAGCUCAGAAACAAAAUGCGUCGGCGAAACCGCCGCGUGGCGUUGCUUCUUCGAAUUCGAGGCAAGACGACGACACGGUGGCUUUAAAACACGCUCCUCUUAAAAAACGAAGCCUUAGCGUGUUCGAGCAGAAAAAAAUAGAAAGGGCACUUCAGGCGCAGCAGCAGGCGAUUUUGGAGGGGACGCCACAACGCAUUGCAGGAAGGGUUUACUCCGGCCCUUCUUUUCGGUGUUCUCCUUCUGAAGUAGCGUUUAAGGCAUUUGAUGCCGGUGGAGUGUAUUCACAGGAUGUGGAGGUGACCAACGUGAGCUUGGGAUUCAGCACAUUUCGCGUGUUACCACUUCCAGAGGAAGUCGAAGGCAUCAUCUCUGUGACUUUCGAAGCUCCAGGGAGGAUGUCUGCCGGGCGCAGCACGCGGAUAACAGUAACUUUCACCCCUAAGCGGGAAGAAGAUCUGAAUACAGAGAUCCUUCUGCUUUCUCCUACUGGGCCACAGUCAUUGCCAGUCAUUUGUUCGCGCAAAAGAUCUGUUUUAUCCUUCCGCCCCCACAAGCUGUCCCCUCAAGCCCUUCUAAAGUCACUGCACACUUCGGGCGCGCCCGCCCGAGGAACGUGCGGUGGAGUUUCUGAGCCCAGUGUUCAAAAGAAACCAGACGGAGAUACUCGUACAUUGACCGGGGGAGAGAAGGCUCGCCUCAGCAGAAGGGCGCAAGUCGCGGAGCAGAAAGAUGUCAAAGACGGUGUUGUGUAUCUCUCCGCUGGAGAUAUUCAGCUGGGCGAAGUGGCGGCAGUUCGUUUCAGACUAUCGAACACAGGGAGUCUCGCCACUGCUUACCGCAUUUUCCCUGUAUCUCCAGAAGGGCAACGCGAGCCUUCAGAGGCUGAAUCCUUUAACCAACGAAGCGGGCAACCCAGCGAGGCAGAGGGCCUCCCGCAAGAACUACCUGAGGAGUCAACACAAGACUGUCGAAGCGCAGAGGACCCUGGCCUGUCCAGUUCUACAGAGCUUUCCUCAGCGGAAAAUCUAGGAAAGGAAAGUAAUGUAGGGCAGACGGAAGAAGACUUAAGGAGUCUCAGCGCUUCUGGAUGGCUGGAGGCACUCCAGGGCGAGGCAGUAGUGCUGGCUCAACGACUUAGGAUCUCAGACAAGCAAAACACUCUUGCCUGGGCUCGAGUCUUGUCUAGCGGUUUAGGUGUCCUGUUGGACAGGAGAAAGGAGCAAGAUCGCCAAGAAUCGUCAUGCUCAGCCAUUCCCCUGCAGCUCUGUCUCCGAAAUACUCUUGUUAAGAAUGCAGCCGGAGAGCUAGAUGCCCUUCAGACACAGGAGAUUACCAUUGUUCAUGCGCCGACCCGCACAGGAAGAUUUGUUGGCUUCUUUUCCCUGCAGUUCUCUGACCCAGAUCACGAAGACGUGGUGGUCGUGGUAGACGGGCAGUGCGUCUUGCCGCCCGUCUGCAUGGACGCGCCUCUGCACGACAUCGGGAUCUGUGUUCCAAAUCGUGGGUACCGUCAGCAUUUCCAAGUGACAAGUAGCAGUACCCUGACCAGAACGCUGCAGGUGGUUUCGCCGGAAGUAGAAGAAGGGGUCUUGUGGGUAGAGCCGCGCUGCUCCUUUGUGCAGCCAAAAGGUGUGGCUUCUCUGACCGCGCAUCUCUGCCUCUCGUUCUCCUUCUUCGACCGGCACCCAGAAUACGUGCAACCUCUCCCGACUGACAUUGCCAAGACUAAUCUGAAAGCUGUAGCGUUCAAGAUACCAAUCCAAAUAAGGGCGAGCGACCAAAUUCUUUGCGCGGAGACAGCCAUCACAGGUGUCCUUACUGAGUUGCACUUGAGCCUAUCCCGUACGGCCCUGAAUUUUGGAACGUCUGAGAAUGCGGUUCGCCGAACGCAACUAAUAAAAGUCCACAACCCCUCUCUUUUGAUCGCGUCAUUCGGAUUCCGUUCUUCUGAUCGCGCUCUGCGGGUUCUGGAGCCCCCCCACUUCUCAGAUCUCAGUGGAGGUAUAAACAAGCAGUACGCAUUGAAGAGCAGUCAAGAUGGCCAGCCUCCUGCACCAAUCAUGCCCUCCUCCGCCGAUCCCCAAGACACCAAUGGUGUUCCUUCCGGUGACUCUUCUUCCAAAGCAGAAACUGCAAAUACAAAAUCGAACGCUGGGACUGCAGAAUUUUCUGCGGAGGACUACCAAGACGCACACGCACCGGCUCCCUUUUUGGCUCUUCGGCAGCCGCAGGAGACGGAUAGCAAGACGUGGGACGACCUGCACCAGUACCUACCCCAUCUCGAUUGCGGGGGCACAGGCAUGUUGCUACCGGGGGAGACGCGAACCUUCGCUGUGGUACUCGACCCGUCAGAGCUGCGGUGCGACGCCCACGCUCUGCAGCUAGCUACAGGAAAGGCAGUCGAACGUGAAGGAGAGCUUCGCAUGCGAGUCCUGUUGGCUAGCCAAGCCGCCUAUGAAGUCAAAAUCCCCUGGUCCGUCACUCUCACCGAGUCUCCGAUUGCUAUCUUGCCUGCGCCUACUGUGAAAUUUCCCGUUUUACCUGUUGGCCAGAGGUCAUCGGCAACGUUAGAGUUGAAACUGCUAGCCAGCCAACUUGCACUCGGGAGAGUCGAGGUCGAAGGAAACCCGAAGCACACAAGCUUCUCAGAAAAUCCGUUAAAAGAAAGCACGCAGUUCACAGCCGUUCUGGUGGAAGUGCAGCAGCCACCGUCCAACCUUAGUGCCCUCAGUAUUACCCCAACUCGAGUGUUGCUCUAUUCCAAAAAGCGUUGCGCUUCUCUGUUUAUCUGUUUCAACCCAACCAACGAAUACAUGCAAAUUCAGCAGCAGAUACCGCCUGCUGUUGAAGAGCAAGAGGCUGCGGUGGACCCCGAAGUGUCCCCUCCUCUUUCCGGCGCCUCUGAAACUGUAAAACCUGGAAUACAGCCCGGUGGUGGUGCUCCUAGCAGUGAAAAAUCACAGCCUCCAGCAUCAAGUGGAAGUGCCAAAGGCCGGGAAGGAGCUAAAAAGGCUGUAAAAUCCGACGGCACUGCACCGCUCGAAUCGAAAGCAACAACCGAAAAGCGUCCGAAGCCGAAGAACAAUAAACCAAGCCUCAAGUCUGGGGGAAGCAUUGGUGAGGAAGGAGAAGCUGCCACUGUGUGCCCCUCCGAAGACUCUGCUGAGGCUGCUGGAAGUGCGGCAACAGCCGGCGCUGCAGAAGUGUGUAAUGAUUCUGCUCCGCCCGCGCUGGAGAGGGCUAGUGGCACUGCCCUGAGGGCGGCGCUCCUGAAUAUAACCAAGGCCGGAGGCGCUCGGUGGACUAGCUUGGAAGAGGACGGGGGUGGCGACUUCUUUGCUUUUGAUGACCCACGAGCUUUCCACCACGCGCGGUGGCUCAUACCACUCAAAAUAUGGCGUCUUACACCUAGACAGGUUGACGCUUUCCUUACUGGAAAGGAAGUGGACCCUCCGCACUCAUCUGUCGGCACCUGCGCAACUCCACCCCUCGUCGUUGCCUCCGUAAAGAACUUGGACUUUGGCUCGGUGAUGGUGGGGCAGAGGGUGUUCCAGCAGAACUUCGCCACCGAACUGACACUUCAAUCGGCACGCACGAGGCUAACACUAUCCCUGAGUGGCUCCGGGAUUCAGCAAACAAUUGACGUGGUUCCGUUUCAGACAGCUUACGACAUGGGAGCUGUGCUCUGUCCGCCUCAGGAGGGAUGGCUCCGAGGCGACUUCGAGCUUACGCUUGCCACUGAGGGAAAUUCUUCGAGGGUUUUAACCUUCUUUGGUCUUGCAACAGCAAACCCGAUAUACGUGACCUUGCCAUUUUUACCAGGCGGGUCAGUUGGUCCCCCGCGGGAGGUCGCAGCCUGUUCUUCGCAUGAAGGCAGCAACAGCCACAACAGCAGGGGCAAAUGCUGCUGUGGCGGUUCUGUGGAAUCCAAAACCUUUGAGGAGUCGCUACGGGUUGGUGACACGUGUCUGGCAUGCUGCAUGGAGCUCCUACCACGGCUUUCCGCAGAGCGCAACCUUCUAUCCCCUGAAGAGCUGGACUCCUCAUGGAGUCGCACCGUUACAGAAGAAGGAAACGCUGCUCCCAAAGCAAGGGGCCAGAGCCCUUCUCAUCAGCAAACGCAGCCGGCGGGAGGUGACUCUGGCUUUGAGAAGAAGCGCCUCGAACUGCAGCAGGGCCAACAGAUCCUUCACGUCCAAUUCGGCUCCCCCUCGAAUAGUGGCUGUUUUGAAGAACCCGAUGAAGGUUCACGUGGAACGCAAGGCGAUAGAGUUGUUCGAGACGGGAGCAGCCAGAGACCGUCCUCGCAAAGCCCCCCAUCAUCAGGGCGGGAUGAGAGGCAGAAAGGAGACGCAGCAGGCUUGCAGCAAGAAGCCGACUUGAUAAUUGACAAUGAAGUAAUGCGUACGAUAGUUGUUGCUGGUGCGUGGAGUCCCGGACGCCAGGAUUUGCCUCCCUACGCUUCUGUCAAGGGUGAAGCAUGCGGGAACUUCGAGAUUACUAUAGACCCUUCACCACACUCUCGGCUGUUUACCUUCGAACCGUCAAAGGGGACCGUCUCACCGGGGAGUCAGCAAAUGGUUCGCGUUGGCUUCUCCCGGCAAACCCCAACAAAUGCGGAGGGACGCAUCCGCGAUGUACUUAGCCAUCUCCCGACGGCGGCGCUAAAACAGCAACAAGCAACCGCUACAGCCAGACUGUGCUUCCGAGGGGGGGUAUCGGUAGACGAUAACCGAAUGCUCUUCCGUCCGACCUUGGGGUCUAUCGCCCCGCCAAUAGGUUCUGUUUGGGUCGGGGUUCCUUUGCUGGGAGGGAAGGCUAAUGCUUCGUUUCCUUCGCUGAACCGGAUACUAGCUUAG
Eimeria mitis is the source of this 5184-nucleotide messenger RNA. RefSeq lists its product as uncharacterized. NCBI's taxonomy places the organism in Eukaryota, Apicomplexa, Conoidasida, Eucoccidiorida, Eimeriidae. The coding region runs from base 1 to 5184 and encodes 1727 amino acids. The transcript has 11 exons. The record is from RefSeq and is a predicted model, not a curated record.